This is a messenger RNA of Cyclocybe aegerita, 354 nucleotides long. The record is from the annotation of a GenBank genome assembly. Lineage: Eukaryota; Fungi; Basidiomycota; Agaricomycetes; Agaricales; Hemipholiotaceae.
AUGGCCAAUUGCUUGCGGCCUUUGACUACUCCGUCUCCUCGCAUCUGCCUACCUUCCCGAACCCCCAAGCUCCCACCCGACCAACCCCCCGUGUCCACACUCAGACUCGCACUCGGAGCCCCUACCAUCGUCUCACAAAGAGUCUCACUCGCCUCCCUCCCUCCAGAUCCAGAACCUCCAUUCAAAAUCGACGAGAAAGAAGACAUGAAAGUCCUAGUAAUACCCACAGGAGCGAUCAAAUCUCAGGUCAAGGGCGGCCCGGGAGUGAAAGGGUCGUCUAAGCCCGUGAAGGGGCCGUCCAAGCCGGUCACGUUUAAGCCGGUCAAGGGAUCAUCUAAGCCCGUCAAGACGUGA